UAUAAAUAUAUAGAUAUGUAUAUGUGUGUGUGUGUAUCUAGAUAUAUAUGUGUGUGUUUAUAUAUAGUAUUAAAUAUACUAUACCUACAUAUAAUAUUUUACGAGUUGAAUGAGUUUACAACAAAAGGUGGUGAUCAUCACAAGCUGAGGACGGAUAACCACCCAGAAACUCGAGUCUGUGUGCAUCACGUAAGGCUAGAUAUUGCAAGGAUGACCUCUUCUCCUAUGUACUAAUCGGACACAGAAUGUGUGUCGUUAGACAGCUGGUAGAGAUGUUUUCCUUUGGUUAUAACCCUCAGGUGCACUUUCCUGUAUAGAACGCCACACUUGGUUGGCAAUUAUAUCUUACGAUUCCGUAUUGCUACUGCUUAUAUCUCCCCACCCCAUAGAGUGUGAAGCUAAAAAAAGGAGCCAUCGAAAAUAUGUCAUUUUCAAACGUUAUGCAGCGGUAAGAUGAAAAAGGAUUAAUGCAAAUUAAUCUCCAUUAUCUCCUCUAUAUUGAAUUAAAAUUUUAUACACUUGUUUGUAAAAACAGAGGAAUUAUUAAAAAUUAAACCUCUCAAUAACUUCUGUGCCACCCUGUGUGUAUAUGUGUGAAAAUUUAAGUAAUUCAUCAACUCACUUGUGUAUAGAACCUACUGAUGCUAGCCAUCUGUUACAAGAAUUUUGUCAGUGAAUAAGUUCACCUCACGCAGACAUUAGCCAUUAAGUUUUAUUGAAGUAAACAAUGAAAAUUUCUAUCAUCGUUUCGUUUCUGAUAGUUUGUGGAGAGUCUAAUGACAUGUGUCCUCAAUUAGCACUUAAACACUGCGAGUUUCCCCUGUACUAUUUCGAGAACCUUGAACAGGAUUUUUCAUUUUGCAGACUAUUACGAACACAUUCUAAAUGCAUGUAUGGAAUAUCGAAAUACUGUGAUGCAUAUUUCAAUGUUCACUUUUACCAAAAGUGCUUUUAUUAUCGAACAAUUAAAAAUUGGAAAGACCCCGACACCAUGCUUCCACAUGUUAUCGAUAUGGACGAGAUGAAAUGAAUAUGCCAGUUCCAUCAUAAUGAUGUGUUGACUGAAAAAAUAUUUUAUGGUAUAACAAAACUUGGAGAAAUGUUUUAAAAAAUAUUACAAUAGAUUUGUAGCGUUAAGUUUAGAAGGAUACCACAUCAGACAUAUGCUCUUUCUCCUGUCACCGAUAUUGAUAGCUAUUUAUGUAACUAAUGCACUAAUUUUGCGCCUGCAUUCAAUGAAAAAGAAGCCAUAUCUAUGCAACGGUUAGUCAAUAUUUUCUUGCGUAAUAUAUAUAUAUAUAUAUACAUAAAUGCAUACAUACAUACAUAGUAAUAAUGAUAAUCUGUAAGAACAAUUAAAAUCUCAAUGCUGUUUGCAAUGCGGCGCUACUGUUAUAAAAUUGCCAUAAGAAUACCGAUGCCACUGAAAUCUUUUAAGACGAUAAACGAAUUAAAACAUU
Messenger RNA from Octopus bimaculoides (California two-spot octopus), 1460 nucleotides. RefSeq lists its product as uncharacterized. NCBI's taxonomy places the organism in Eukaryota, Metazoa, Mollusca, Cephalopoda, Octopoda, Octopodidae. The record is from RefSeq and is a predicted model, not a curated record.